AUGUCUACCAGCGAGUUGGCCACGCUGCUUGCCCAGCCGGCCCUUGCGGCCCCAGAAGGCGUCAUCCCUAACUUUGACAAUCCUCCGAACCACAACAACAUGGCUUGGGGCAUCAUCACUGUUUGCACGAUCAUUGCCACACUGUGCGUUUUUUUUCGCAUCCAUGUGCGUGUGUGGUUGGAUCGUUCUAUUCGUCUCGAGGAUGUCCUGAUGGUUGGUGCCUUCGGUUCUUACUGGGGAACCGCCUAUGCCGGCUACGAGAUGAUCCACAUUCCGGGUUACUUCGUUCAUCAAUGGAAUCUUCACAUGGGCGAUCUUGUCAGACCUCUAUAUCUCAUCCUGGUCUACGGCUGCUGCUAUUCAGCCGUCCUACCCCUGAUCAAGUCUGCCAUUCUGCUUGACUGGUGUCGGAUCUUCGUGCCUGUCGAUGGUGCCAAGACUCCUUUCUGGUGGGUAUGUAUGGCGGUCUGCGCAUUGCAGUGUCUCUGGGGGCUACUGUGCAUCAUCUUGCUGAACGCGCAGUGCCGCCCGCAUCGAGCGAUCUGGGAGUUCUACGUUCCCAGCAAAUGCUAUUCCCUGCCGAAGGUAAUGCUUUGCUCGGCUGCCGUGCAAGUCUUCUCCGACAUCACCAUGUUCCUUCUUCCACAAAGUAUGAUCUGGGGGCUGCAGAUGAGCUGGCAGAAGAAGAUGGGUAUUUCGGUUAUAUUCGGUGCUGGUAUUCUCGCACCUAUUUCCGCCUGCUUUCGCCUCGCCCACACGGUCUCUUUCGCCAAAACAGCCGAUCAGAUGUACAUGAUUGCGCCGCUGCUCUUCUGGGCGUUUGCCGAGAUGGCUUGUGGGUUCUUCAUCUUCAGCAUGCCCUGUCUCUCGAAGCUCCUCAUGGACAGCGGGCUCCGCCGUAAGCUCCGCAUCAGCGACUAUUGUCGCAGCCGCACACAGUCAUCGAUCCAGAACCCGCAGUUUCGGCCCCCGGCCACGGGCCAGCAGGUCGCCAAGGCGUGGCGCACCUCCGAGAGUUCUUACUCGCGGCUCGAGGAAGGCGAGAUAGCCCUGACCAGCCCGGUCAAAGCUCAUCAUAAUAGCAUUCAGGUGCUGCAGCGCACGGACGUCACCAUCACGAGCACGCCGAGUCCGUCGACGGAGACGGCGCUGGCAGAGAGUUUGGGACGGUGGAAGCGCUCGCAGGAGUGA
Aspergillus saccharolyticus JOP 1030-1 is the source of this 1191-nucleotide messenger RNA. RefSeq lists its product as uncharacterized. The coding region runs from base 1 to 1191 and encodes 396 amino acids. The transcript has 5 exons. The record is from RefSeq and is a predicted model, not a curated record. Lineage: Eukaryota; Fungi; Ascomycota; Eurotiomycetes; Eurotiales; Aspergillaceae.